AUGACAAACAUCGAGUCAGGCGCCUUCACGGAUGGUACUGAUCGUUUGCGCUCUCCAAAGUAUGUGCAUUUCGUCUUUCCACCAUCGGCCUGGGGUAUGGGGCCUAUGUCUGGGGAGACGACGGGGCAGUCAAACGGCCACGUCGCGACACCUUUUCCAUACGCAAGGCACAGUACGACUGAUGAGCCGUCGGCGUUUGCAUCGGAAAACGAGUUUGUGUCGGCCGAUGUUCAGAUGAAGCUCCUAAGCAUGGCGAUUGGGUGA
Saxophila tyrrhenica is the source of this 264-nucleotide messenger RNA. RefSeq lists its product as uncharacterized. NCBI's taxonomy places the organism in Eukaryota, Fungi, Ascomycota, Dothideomycetes, Mycosphaerellales, Extremaceae. The record is from RefSeq and is a predicted model, not a curated record. The transcript is spliced from 2 exons. The coding region runs from base 1 to 264 and encodes 87 amino acids.